AUUUUAUUAAAAUAGAAAACUAACAGGUUUGAUAUGCAGUUGCAAAAGUGCACUGAGAGCGGCGGUGUCUGGUUCUGCGUUAAAGAGAUGCAGAUCUGAAUUUAAGUUAAAUAAAUUGAAAUUAUGUUUGUAGUGUCAACACAGCGUCAACAGUAACUAAGUGUUUUCGUGCGUUAAAAUUACGCUACAUUUUUCAGUAAUUUUUUUUGUGUAAAUAAAAAUAAACAAGUGAAAAUUAUUGCAUAACAAGUAAAAUUAAAAUGAAUGAUAAACAAAAUAAGACUGUAUCAAAAACAGUGUUGUACAAUACGAAAAAGACAUGUUGAAGUGAAAUAAACAAUAAAGUACUUAAAACGUGUUUUCGUUCAAAACUUAGAAAUAAUUGUAGAAAAUUAAGCAGUCUUAAAACUAAAAUAUUGCUACAUACAUAUGUUAUACCCUUCGAUCAAAUUUGAACCGGAUAAUAUCGAUCGAUAAAAUUUCUUUCUCUAAAUUUAAUAUUGGUGUGAGCUGAAACUGAAGAAACCAAAAUUCGUUGAAGGCACUGAAGGCCAUCCCAGCCGAGACUUAUAACAAGUGUAUGGAGAAUCGGAUUAAACGUUGGCAAGCUUGUAUUGGCUUAAAAGCAGCUCAUUUUCUAUGUGAUAAUAAAAUACGUGAAAAUUUAGUUUUUUUUUAUCGGUCCGGAUCAAAUUUGAUCAGGUAUUGCAUAAACUUACAAAAGAAUUAUAAAGUUGGAAAUGGGGUUUUUUUUUAAGUAAGGACAACAAGGAUUAAGAUUUUUCGUAUAGCGCUUUUGACUGCACAUUAUAGUUUUUGAAGAUUAUGCGAUAUUUUUUUUACAAAUUUAUAUUUGCUCUCUGAUCGCUAUUGAACUUAUUUUUGCAACUAAUAAGCAAUAGUAAAUUUAAUAUUGAUUGAGAUUGUGGUUUAUUGAUAAUGCUAAGUAGUGAGAUUAUUUGAUAAGACUCUCAUGAAGUUACGGCCAUAGAGAGUGACAAUGAAACAGUUAUCAUUAAGAAAAGCUAAGAGAACGAGCACGGAAACUUUUAUAAAUUUGAGAUUUGGAGAGGAAAAAUUUAUACAUUUUAGAAAAAUUAUUUGCUGUAUGCAUGUACAUAGAUUACAUUUGCAAAAGCAUGCGCCAUAAAUAUUUGAAUACAACCAAAGUGCGCGUGUAACGGCAAAUGUAUUUAUGAAUGUUUAUAAACUAAGAGCCAAUUGGUAGUUAGUAAGACGACAAAGCUGUAAAGUUAUCGGAAAAAGUUAAACCACAACAAUGAUUAAAUAAUCCACACAUACAAAUAAACAUACACGUAUACAUGAAGGUGGUUGUGGCCGUUGCGCCGACUAAAAGAAUCAACGAUACUAAAUUUUGAACUGAUCAAUUAACAAGUUAUUCAUUAAGCGAUCUUGCGACGGUGAACACUUGCUUGCUGCGUUGGCGUAAACGCGAAAAAUCAAAAUUGCUUAAGAAAAACAACAAGAACAACAAAUAAAAGUGAAAAUGCGGCUGCGUUACGUGGUGUUGGCCAUAAUCAGCGCGGCGCAUGCGGUCAGCGGUGCGGUAAAUGCAGUUGAUAAAGAUCACUUGCAGACACCACUUUGGGCUGUGCAAUUUGAAUAUGAACAGUUAAAUAUGACAAUGCGAAACGCGCAAAAAGUUUCGUUCGUUAUCACGGCCGUUGAACCGGCUUUGGGAAAUGAUUUCGAAUUUCGUGUGUUGAAUUUUAACGACGAUGUCGCCUACAUAGACGAAGUGGAGACGGUGUUAAGCAAUGCGAAUGGCGUUGCAAAGGUCAAAGGUAAUUUCACUUUGCAUGCAACGCUUUUGGGUUAUACGCACGUUUAUGUGGCGUUGCGACGCGCUGGCUAUGAAACGGCACGCUCACAGGAGGUUUUGAGAGUUAUUGUGACACGCUCCAUGAAUUUGGCCGAUAUCAUUUUCAAUAUUUCUAUUGCCUGCUUUGUGAUGGUGAUUUAUGUGAACUUUGGCGCCGUUUUGGAUUUGGAGGAUUUGAAGCGCAUAGUUAUACGACCAGUUGGACCGGCGAUUGGCUUAUUUUGUCAAUUUUUAGUGAUGCCGGUGCUCAGUUUUGUCAUUGGUUACUUUCUGUUUCGCGAAAUGAUCGAAUUACGUUUGGGCUUGUUUUUUUUGGGCGUGUCACCAGCGGGCGGUUCGUCGAAUAUAUUUGCGGUGCUGUUGAAUGGCAAUCUCAGCUUAUCGAUCACAAUGACCGCCAUUAGCAAUUUAGCGGCGUUCGGCAUGAUGCCAUUGUGGAUAUUUACAUUGGGCGCUUUGAUAUUCCGCGAUGGCAAUUUUGCCAUCCCCUACAAAUCGAUAGCCUCGGUCUCUUGCACUUUGGUUGUGCCAAUUGCUAUCGGCGUUAUGCUGCAAAAGUAUGCACCGGAGGUGACUAAGAAGAUGUCCAAGUUGCUCAAACCCAUUUCAUUGGUGCUUAUAUUGGCGAUAACGAUUUUCGGCUGUGUGCUUAAUUCGUAUAUGUGGAAACUGUUCACAACGAAGAUUCUUAUCGGCAGUUGCAUUCUGCCAUGGUUGGGCUAUGUUAUUGGCUGGCUUAUAGCUACAGUUUUGCGUCAGCCGCCUAAAGACGCUAUCACUAUUGCCAUUGAGACGGGCAUACAGAAUAUUGGCAUUGCGAUUUUUAUGUUGAACUUCACAUUGCCACAGCCGCAGGCCGAUAUGACGAGUGCAGUGCCAAUGGCUAAUUCUAUGGUGACGCCAUUGCCUUUGCUACUAAUCUAUUUUCUGAAAUUGUGCUUUUGUCGCAAGCGUGAGAAAUCAGUGGAUGCCGAAGCAAACGUAAUAGAAGCCAAAGAAAGUGAGAUGGUAUCUUUUAUGGAGAAUAGCAUGGAGAAAGCGAAUUCUAAGUAUCCACAGUGAAUUGCGUCCAUCGUUUGUGAUCAGAAUAUAUUUUAGGUUAAAUAGUUGUUUUUGUCAUUAACUUGUUGUAAAGUUUUAAAAGUUGUUGCAUUUAUUUUUAAAAUGCAAGCAAAAAAAUUCAAUAAAUUUAGAUUUUAAGUAAUUUUUAUAAAAUAAAAAAGUAACACUUUGUAAUUAUUUAUAUAUGUACAUAUUUAUACAUAUAUAUAUGUGUGUUUUUUCUAUAUGACUUCACUUAUUUAUCGGUUUAGUAAGUCAUAUAUAUUUUGAUAAUUAAAACUGAUAUUAUGCCUUUUCAACAAGCUAAAGUACAUUUUGUAUUAUCUAUAGAAAUGAGUGGCAAUAAAUAGCCGUCCGCAUGUACGUAUACACUAUUGUUUUUGGAUAAAAAUUGUAAUGUGAAA
Bactrocera oleae (olive fruit fly) is the source of this 3309-nucleotide messenger RNA. The record is from RefSeq and is a predicted model, not a curated record. Lineage: Eukaryota; Metazoa; Arthropoda; Insecta; Diptera; Tephritidae.